AUGCGGACUCGUAUGUGCUUCGAUGACGUUGCGUGGGAGCGGAGUGAGGCCAUCCAAGAGGCUUGGAUACACACAUUGUUCAAGAAAGAGACUUUGAUGGAUAUAGGUAGAUUCAUCCUGAAACACAGAAGCGGGAAGGCAAUUGAGCUCUGUGAUCCAAAGGCCGGGGGCUUCAAUAUGUCCUUUAGAAUGAAGUAUGAGGACGGUGGCUCUGCAAUGAUUCGAUUUCCCAACCCCGGCACAACAAUGUUUCCGGAAGAGAAGGUGCGCCGAGAGGUUGAUAUAAUGAGGUACCUUUACCAGCAUACGACGAUUCCUAUGCCUUUUAUUUUGCAUUGGGGUACCAACGAAGAAACUCCUCUCGCGCUUGGUCCAUUUAUCAUCAUGGAAUACAUUGACCAUGCAAUGGAUCUUGGAGAUGCCCUCAAUACCCCUGAAUUGACGAUUAAACAUCGUCUGAUCCUUGACCCAAACAUUGAUGGUCCCAGGCUUGAGCUACUAUACAGGCAGUUUGCGGGUAUUUUGAUUCAGUUAUCUAAACUACAGCUGCCUAUGAUAGGAUCAUUAGUUCAGAUUGACGAUUUUACCUGGGAUGUGGGUCAAAGGCCACUAUCCUACAAUUCAAAUAAGCUCGUCCGUCUCGGAACUCUCCCACGCUCAGAGCUGCCAGAGAUGAAUGAAACUUUUCAAUCGGCGUCAUCCUACUUCAGUAGACUGGCGGAUCUUCAUAUCGACCACCUUAUACACCAACGGAACGAUGCUGUCGAUUCUGCGGAUGAUCGUCGACGAAGAUAUGUUGCAAGAUUGAUGUUUCGCAAGCUGGCUAGAGAGGGCCGAUUUACGAGUUCUUGUACAGAUCUUGGACCGUUCAAUAUCUGCUGUGACGAUCUUCGACCCUCUAACAUCUUGAUCAACGAUGAUCUACAAAUUGUCGGGGUAGUGGACUGGGAAUUCACUUAUGCUGCUCCAGUGGAAUUCUCUCACGCCCCACCAUGGUGGCUCCUUCUUGAACAACUAGAAUACUGGCCCGAUGGGAUAGUAGCGUGGACCGAGGUUUAUGAGUUACAUCUAAAGACAUUCUUGAGCGUGUUGCGCGAACAAGAGAGCGUGGCCAUCGACCGCGGUAUACUGAAAGAUGAGCAAAGACUUUCUGGGCCAAUGCAACAGAGCUGGGAAAGCGGUGAUUUUCUGGUCGUCUACGCGGCAAGAAAAAGCUUCGCGUUUGAUGCUGUGUUCUGGAAAAAGAUUGAUGGCCGGUUUUUUGGACCCGGAACGAGCUCUGAAGAUGACCGUUGGAAAGAACGGUUAGAUAUUUUGACGGAUGAUAAAAAGCAAACAUGGAAAAGAUAG
Messenger RNA from Penicillium malachiteum, 1350 nucleotides. RefSeq lists its product as uncharacterized. Lineage: Eukaryota; Fungi; Ascomycota; Eurotiomycetes; Eurotiales; Aspergillaceae. The record is from RefSeq and is a predicted model, not a curated record. The coding region runs from base 1 to 1350 and encodes 449 amino acids. The transcript has a single exon.